This is a messenger RNA of Rhipicephalus sanguineus (brown dog tick), 2051 nucleotides long. RefSeq names its product putative pre-mRNA-splicing factor ATP-dependent RNA helicase PRP1 (gene Dhx15). Gene Ontology annotation, molecular function: RNA binding; RNA helicase activity; ATP binding. Lineage: Eukaryota; Metazoa; Arthropoda; Arachnida; Ixodida; Ixodidae. The record is from RefSeq and is a predicted model, not a curated record. Gene Ontology annotation, cellular component: spliceosomal complex; intracellular anatomical structure.
GCCAUCGACACCAUGCAACGCCGCCAUGGAUGCCGCCUGCGCCUUUUUGUGUUGAGGCCGUAGUGCCAUAAUACGCUCGUAGAAGUUGCGGGGGCCGUUUGUGGGGCCUUUCUCGCACCUGUAAUGUCUAAAAGACACAGAAUAGAUGUGGGAGAUUCCCCGGUAACCAAGAAAAGAGAUCGGGACAUCGAUUAUGAUCGGGAGGACCGGAACAAAGAGAAAAUAGACAACUGCCAUAAUUCACAGUCAGUGCCAGUGUCGCAGCAGCUGAAUGCCCUGACUGGUCUUCCCUACUCCAACCGUUACUAUGAGCUAUUCCGCAAGCGCAUAGCGCUUCCAGUAUGGGAGUAUCGAGACAAGUUCUUCGAAUACCUCAACAAACAUCAGAUUCUUGUAUUGGUUGGAGAAACAGGAUCUGGCAAAACAACACAGAUUCCACAGUGGUGUGUGGAGCUUCUGCGCCAGAAAGGAGGUCGCCGUGGUGUAGCAUGCACACAGCCCAGGAGAGUAGCAGCCAUGAGUGUUGCUGCACGAGUGGCAGAGGAAAUGGAUGUGGCUAUCGGCCAGGAAGUUGGUUAUAGUAUUCGUUUUGAGGACUGCUCUUCUCCAAAGACAUUGCUGAAGUACAUGACUGAUGGUAUGCUGCUACGAGAAGCCAUGAGUGACCCACUGCUAGAAGCAUAUGGUGUUGUGCUCUUGGAUGAAGCCCACGAACGCACUUUAGCUACAGACAUCCUCAUGGGAGUCCUAAAACAGGUUGUCACCCAGCGACCAGACCUGAAGAUUGUUGUUAUGAGUGCCACUCUUGAUGCUGGUAAAUUUCAGAAUUAUUUCGACAAUGCUCCACUGAUGAGCGUUCCUGGUCGGACACAUCCUGUUGAGAUAUUCUACACACCAGAACCUGAACGAGACUACCUUGAAGCAGCCAUUAGGACGGUCAUCCAGAUUCAUAUGUGUGAAGAAAUUGAAGGCGACAUUCUGUUGUUUCUGACAGGUCAAGAGGAAAUCGAAGAGGCAUGUAAAAGGCUGAAGCGGGAAAUUGACAACUUGGGACCAGACGUUGGGGAAAUGAAGUGCAUUCCGCUCUAUUCAUCAUUGCCACCAAAUCUGCAGCAGCGUAUCUUUGAGCCGCCGCCACCUGCCAAGGCUAAUGGGGCCAUUGGCCGAAAAGUGGUUGUCUCAACAAAUAUUGCUGAAACAUCUUUGACCAUCGAUGGUGUGGUCUUCGUGAUUGACCCUGGUUUUGCCAAGCAAAAGGUGUACAAUCCUCGCAUCCGUGUUGAGUCUCUCUUGGUAUCACCCAUCAGCAAGGCCAGCUCUCAGCAACGAGCAGGCCGGGCCGGCCGUACAAGGCCAGGCAAAUGCUUUAGACUUUACACAGAAAAGGCAUACAAGACAGAGAUGCAGGACCAAACGUAUCCUGAGAUUCUUCGGUCAAACCUUGGUUCAGUUGUUCUCCAACUGAAGAAGUUGGGCAUUGAUGACUUGGUGCACUUCGAUUUCAUGGAUCCUCCAGUUCCGCAGUGCUUUGUCCGCCCCAACGAGGCCAAAAAGGCUGCUGACGAGUCCAAGAUGCGCUUCGCCCACAUUGACGGAGACCACCUGACCCUGCUGAAUGUGUACCAUGCCUUCAAGCAGAACCACGAGGACACCCAGUGGUGUUACGACAACUUCAUCAACUACCGUUCUAUGAAGAGUGCGGACAACGUGCGGCAGCAGCUGUCAAGAAUUAUGGACCGCUUCAACCUUCGCCGAACAUCUACGGAGUUUACUAGCAAAGACUACUACAUCAAUAUUCGCAAGACCCUUGUGUCUGGCUUCUUUAUGCAGGUGGCCCACUUGGAAAGGACUGGUCACUAUUUGACAAUCAAAGACAACCAGGUUGUGCAGCUCCAUCCAUCAACUUGCUUGGAUCACAAACCUGAGUGGGUGGUGUAUAAUGAGUUUGUCCUCACCACCAAGAAUUACAUUCGUACAGUCACAGACAUCAAACCUGAAUGGUGAGUAUUGUGCACAACAAACUCGUGUGUGGGGUCCAACUGCUCAGGGUG